Molecule: messenger RNA, 1428 nt
Organism: Leptopilina heterotoma
Lineage: Eukaryota; Metazoa; Arthropoda; Insecta; Hymenoptera; Figitidae
Exons: 3
Coding region: 275-1282 (335 amino acids)
Molecular function (GO): nucleic acid binding; zinc ion binding
Source: RefSeq, a predicted model, not a curated record
AAUAAUUUUCAAAAAUCAAUAUUAUGCUGUAGUCUAAAUACUAACCUGAACUGAAAUUGCGAAUUGUAUAUCGAAUGUACAUACACCCGCUAAAGCCGGUUGAACCGGUAGACUAAACAAUUGUUUUCAAAGUAUUAAAUAAGUUAAUAAAACAAAAUUAAUUUAAUAUUCUAAACGUGUGAAUUUUUAUAGUGUAUAAUGUACAUUUCGGAAAAAGAAUAAAAAAAUUCUUUUUUGUAUUAAGAAUAUUUAUAGAUUUUCAACAAACAACAAAAUGGGUUGUUGUGAGAGUAGCGAAAAAAAUGUCACUUACAAUGUCGAUCCUCUACCAAGACAUUGUGAUUGGCAUAAAUGGAUAAUUUGGAAAGAGAAAUUUUUCAAUACAAUUAAAAAUGAAGCCCUAAAAGUGGAAACUUCGGAAAUUUUAGGACUCGUAUUAAGAAAGGUCAUUGGACCUUAUGGACUAGAUAUAAUUGCAGAAUAUUUUGUAUUCAGCAAUAGUUUUGAUGAACAAAAUUUUGAUGCUUUGUUAAAAAAAUUUGACACUUUUUUCUACUUACGUCGCUUUCCUAGAAAUAAACAAACGGAAUGUAUUAAAGAAUACAUAGACCGUUUAAAAAUUGAAGCUAAAAAUUUUGGAUGCGAAUCUUCGGACACAGCAGUAAAGGAAAAAAUUAUUUACGAUUUAAAGCAGAAUAAUUUUCUCGAGAUCAUAACGGAAAUUAUUUGUAUUCGAAAUUCAUUUCAACUAAAGCAUCUCAAUAUGAAUGAAAUUAUUUUUUUGGUAAAUGUCCAUGAAAAUCAGCGACAUCGAGAGUUGAGGGAAAAUUAUCUCCAGAAAUUAGAAACUAGGAAAUCAGAUUUACGCCAUAAUAAUAAUUGUUGUGGUCGUUAUCAUUUAUCGCAUGGAUUGUGUCCUGCAAAUCAACAACGAUGCUACAAAUGUAAUGAAUUGAAUCAUUUUGCGAAAACUUGUAAAUAUCUCUAUAUUAUUGAUUGCCUUCAGUGUGGAAUGAAUCAUGGAGAAAAUCAGUGUCCUGCUUUUGGAAUGCAAUGUUCCAGAUGCGAUGGAUUAUUUCAUUUUUAUUGGAAGUGUCCAUUUCGAAUGUUAACUUUUUGUCAAAAUUGCGGUCAAUCUCAUGUUGAUGUUGAGAGAAAAUGUGCAAGUUUUGGACGACUUUGCAAGAAAUGUAAGAAGAAAGGUCAUUUACCAACUGUGUGUCCAGAAUCUAAUGAGUUUAUUAAUCACAGUACGAGUGGAAAAAAUCUUACGUUGACUUAAUUAAUAUUCAUAAGAUGAAAUUUUUCUAUAUUUUUCUAAUAUAAAAACUAAAAGUUGAAUGCUUUAAAAAUGCUGUUAACUACUCUAAAAGGAAAUUUAUCUUUUAUACCAAAAAUAAAUAUAUUUAAAUUUUUGUACAACUUUGA